This is a messenger RNA of Amyelois transitella, 2822 nucleotides long. RefSeq names its product fatty-acid amide hydrolase 2-B. NCBI's taxonomy places the organism in Eukaryota, Metazoa, Arthropoda, Insecta, Lepidoptera, Pyralidae. The transcript has 9 exons. The record is from RefSeq and is a predicted model, not a curated record. Bases 53 to 1894 code for a protein of 613 amino acids.
UGCUGUGAAACUAUCACUUACAAACACACGCACUUACAGUUUUAUUGUUAUAAUGAUACAUUUAUGUUUCAACAUGUUAAAUUCAUGUUUUCACGCGAGUAUAAAUGUUUUUACUAGAGCUAUCUUGUUAGUGAUAAGUGCUAGUGUGUAUCAGUCUUUUGUGUUGAUAGAAGUUUUUUUAAAUAGCUACAAUUUGUUGUAUCCGCCUUAUCUGUCUAAACCGGUGGUGAAGAUAAAGUAUGUGGGGUCAAAUGUCGUUGGUUUUGUAGUGGGAAUUAUAGCGGCAGAGACAGCCAUGAUGAACGGGUUCAUGCGCCGGUUUCUCCGGUUCCUGGUGUCAUUGCUGGCGAUCCUGGUGUACCCCCUGACGGUACUCCUGAACAUUAAGCGAACCAAGAAGUGCCCGCCGCCUAAGAACCCCAUACUCUUCAAAUCUGCCACAACAUUGGCGAUGAUGAUCAGGAAUAAACAGAUCACCUCCGAAGAACUAGUGACAGCUUACAUAGAACGAUGUAAAGAAGUCAAUCCUUAUUUAAAUGCUGUAGUGGAACCUCGAUAUGAGCAGGCUCUUCGAGAAGCCAGGAGCAUAGACAAGAUGAUAGCCUCGACGGACAGGUCUCCCGACGACUUGGCUAAAGAGUACCCGUUGUUGGGUAUUCCUAUGACUGUGAAGGAAAGCAUCGCUGUGGAAGGCAUGAGCAACGACUGCGGCACUGUAUACCCGUACAGGAACCCUGCCAAAAGCGAUGCUGACAUCAUCAAGCUCGCCAGGGCCGCCGGAGCCAUCCCCAUUGCAGUCACAAACACUCCUCAGCUUUGUAUGAACUGGGAGACCUAUAAUAAUGUCACAGGGUUGACUAUGAACCCGUAUGAUCAGAAGAGGACGACUGGCGGAUCUUCUGGGGGAGAGGCGGCGUUGAUAGCUUCAGCGGCGUCGGUGAUGGGCGUAGGAUCAGACAUCGCUGGCUCUCUGAGACUGCCGCCUAUGUUCAACGGAAUCUUCGGACACAAGCCCACACCUAGACUUCUGUCAGUUGAAGGUCACGUUCCAAGCUGCUUAGAUCCAGAUUUUGAAGAAUAUUUCGCAUUAGGUCCAAUCGCACGGUAUGCUGAAGACUUGAGUUUGCUGUUGAAGGUGUUGAAGAGACCUGGAAGUCCUGAUGUCCCAUUUGAUAAGCCUGUGGACAUAACAAAAUUGAAGUUUUACUACAUGGAAGGUGACGGCAGUAACGUGUCUAACCCUAUCGGGGCAGACGUCAGAAACGCUUUAGAAAAAGCCAAAGAAUACAUCAAGAAUACCUACAACAUAGAAGUUCAACCUCUGAAAAUAAAGAACAUAGAACACAUGUGGGAGAUUGGGAUACGAGUGCUAAUGAACAUACGACACGUACAGAACAUAUACACAGACCCAGAGAACCGAGAGAAAUGGAUAUCAAUAUGGCCAGAAGUUCUGAAGAAAAUGUUCGGAAUGUCGAACCAUAAUUUUCUGUGCGUGGCGUACGGACCACUGCAGAAAUUCUUCGACGCCUUGCCAAAGAGUUACUACAAAAACUUGUUGACACUUUUCGAUGAGAUCAAGAGCGAUUUUGAGAAAGCUCUAUCAGACGACGCAGUGCUGCUGUUCCCCACAUUCCCCUACCCGGCUCAUCUACACUAUCGGAUAUACUACAAAUUCCUCAACUGCGGGUACCUCACGAUCUUCAACGCCUUGGGGUUGCCAGUAACAGCUUGCCCCAUUGAAUUAACUCCCAAAGGAUUGCCAGUCGGUAUUCAGAUUGUGGCGAACAAGUGUAAUGAUCAUUUGACGAUAGCUGUAGCUAAAGAAUUUGAAAAGGCGUUUGGUGGAUGGGUUCCGCCAAAUAAAGAUCUCGAAGAAGUUGUUAAGACUGCUUGAUUAGGUUCACUUAGGUUUAGGAAUCUGAUAUUUUGGAUGUUUUUAUGAGAUGAAGAUAAAGAUUUUUGUAACUGUUUCCCUUGUAAAUUAAAAAAUCAAAUGUAUGUAGGUAAUAAAAUGUAGGUAUUCAACAUUUUAUGGACAGGGUAUUCGUUUGUUAUAAUGUAUAGGUCUGUUUUUGUCAUAAUACUGUCUUCCCUAGUUGUUACCCUUAUUUUAUCAUGCUUUAUUAUAUUUUUAUUUUCAAAUAUCUUUGAAACAUUGAUCAAUUUUUACACUAAACUUGCUAAGAAAGUUUAGUUAAUGUUCAAAUAAUAAGUAUUUGCAUUGUAUUCAAUAAAAUUAUUUUCUUAAAACGAACAGUAGGAGAACACCUAAUCUUGUGAUAUUACUAUUAUUUCUAGACUUUUGGACACUAUCACUGAAUCUCAUUUCCUUCAUAACACAGCUUAUUAUGCUAAACGUAGCCUUCACUAUUUGUAUGUGUUUUUGUUAAAUAAGUAAUAAGUCUAUUUAAAAAGUACCUAUGUAUCUCAGAAUUUUGUAAAAUUUUAAACAAUUUUCUUGACAAUCUUAUCAUUUAGAUAUAAAGAUUAAGAUUCAUGAAUUACCUGAAAAGAACUGAAGAAAUCUAAGAAGUUAGUUUACUGUGUUCUCAAUCAUUCCACCGUAAACAAAUGUUACAAAUGUACGCUUGCCUACCAAUUGUACUUAAUUCCUAUAAUCGUGCAUAAAUUUACAUAAUACUAUUUGAAAAUAUAAAAUCAGUGAAAAAAAUAAAAAUAAUUAAUAAGGUACCUAUUAUGUGUAAAUAUAUUCAUUUGUACAUCACUGUAGGCUUUUAUUAGAUAAAUUAUUGCUAAAGUACUUACAUCACAAUACAAUUGAAUAAUUAGUGACAAAAUUCUACAUUUGUUCUGCAAUAUAU